Messenger RNA from Heteronotia binoei (common prickly gecko), 4110 nucleotides. It is a transcript of the gene RAP2C, whose product is annotated as RAP2C, member of RAS oncogene family. Gene Ontology annotation, biological process: Rap protein signal transduction; negative regulation of cell migration. Lineage: Eukaryota; Metazoa; Chordata; Lepidosauria; Squamata; Gekkonidae. The record is from RefSeq and is a predicted model, not a curated record. Gene Ontology annotation, cellular component: plasma membrane. The coding region runs from base 811 to 1362 and encodes 183 amino acids. The transcript has 4 exons. Gene Ontology annotation, molecular function: GTP binding; GDP binding; GTPase activity.
CAGGGUGUCACAGUCUGGAGCGUCCCCACCCCGCCCUUCUUCCCGGAAGUGGUGUUCUUGUCUAAGUCUUCCGGGUAAGCGGGCGGUUCCCCACCCCUCCGUAGAGCGCUGCGGCUGGCCAUGGAGUGAGGCGGCAGCCGGGGCCUGGGGCAGGCAGGACGGAGCUGCCGGACUGAGACGCCGCCAGGAGCGGGGCCGUCUCACCCCCUCUCCCAGCAUCCUCCGCGUGGGGCCUCGACCUCCUCCCUCGACUCCGAGCGAAGGCGCUGCAGCCUCCAGCCUCUUCCCCAAAACACGAACUUGGGGGCCGCCAGAAGCUUUUGUGUAGGGCUUGCCUCUUCUCCGCCACCCCGAAGACGCACGUUUUGGCACCUCCCUCAACUUUGCUCCCCCUACACCGACACUCCAACUCGCCCGUUUCCUCUCCUUAGUUCUCUUCUCCGCUUCUCCGGUUUUUCCAUUUCUAUUUCUUUCCCUCUCCUGCCUUCCCUUCUCCAUUCAUUCUCGAGUGGCUCAGUUUAUACCCAAGUUCCUCCUACAGACGACCUUUGAGCCUGAGUUUUUCUCUUCUUUCCAAAUAUUUUAUGCACUGAGGGUUGUUAACAAAUUCACCUUGCUCACUUUUUUCUUUGCAAGAACUGAAAUACACAACAAAAACUUGUUGCCUGCACUAGAUCCAACAAACGGAAACUCCUCACUUGCAACGGAGGCCCUUAUUUCUGCUUUGCCUCUCUUGCCCCCAAACCUACCAGCUGCUCCCCAGUUUGCAGGAUUCCUGUUUUAUGCUGUGCAGAGGGAAAGACAGCGCCCAUGAGGGAGUACAAAGUCGUGGUUUUAGGGAGUGGGGGGGUGGGUAAGUCGGCCUUGACUGUGCAGUUUGUCACUGGGACGUUCAUUGAGAAAUACGACCCCACCAUUGAAGACUUCUACCGUAAGGAGAUCGAAGUGGACUGUUCCCCAUCAGUACUUGAAAUCUUGGAUACAGCAGGGACUGAACAGUUUGCUUCCAUGCGAGAUCUGUACAUUAAAAAUGGCCAAGGUUUCAUCCUAGUUUACAGCCUGGUAAACCAACAAUCUUUCCAGGACAUUAAGCCAAUGAGGGACCAAAUUGUCCGCGUAAAGAGAUAUGAAAAGGUUCCUCUCAUCCUAGUGGGAAAUAAAGUGGACCUGGAAUCGGAGAGGGAGGUCUUGUCAGCAGAAGGCCGAGCACUGGCUCAAGAGUGGGGCUGCCCCUUCAUGGAGACAUCUGCCAAGAGCAAGACCAUGGUGGACGAACUGUUUGCAGAGAUCGUCAGGCAAAUGAACUAUGCAUCCCUGCCUGAAAAGCAAGAUCAAUGUUGUACGACUUGCAUUGUCCAGUGAGAGAGACAGAGAGCAAAACCUCAAUCAUGGCCAUACAGAGCAGAUAAAACUCAGAGGAAAUUUGCACAGAUGCUGCUUUGGAGAACUCUUUCAGCCCAGGCUGCAGAACUGAGCCUUGCAAAACCCUCUUUCUCUCUCUCUUUCUCUCUCUCUUUCUCUCUCUCUUUAGAGCACAUUUCCAGGCAUUGACGUGCAAAAGUUUGGCAGCGGCAGCUGUGGAGAACAGUAGGCCUGCAACAGAAUUGCUUAGCAUGUUUACCAUAUGUUUGAAAUCUGUUCUUUAUCUCUUGGUCCUCCUUUUUUUAAAAAAAAAAAUAGCUUUCUAAGUUCCUAUUAAUGGCUAAUAUGCAAGAGUUCAUUUUUUCCUAAUAUUUUGAUUUCUUUAAUUGAUUUCCAAAACUUGUAUUUAUUAAACUUAACUCAGUAUUACCUACUCAAUGCCUUUUUAAGAGAAAGUUUUAAUGGAGAAAUAAAAAGUGAGCCUUAAACAAAUGGUUACUUCUGUAUAUUACCUCACAUCCGUGCUUGAUUUUGCAAAAAAACAAAACAAAAAAACCUUCCUCCUCCAAAAUGUCAUUGGCUGAUACUUGGAAAUGUUCUGUUUAUGUGUCAUAGAAGAUACUGAAAUUCAUCUUGCAUUGUGAAGAUGUAAAAUCCCUUUUCACAGCAGAUGUGGUGGCUUGUUGUAGUGAUGGCCUGAUACAAAGGUAGUUAUUUGACAAGGAGUGAAAGCAUCCAGCAAGUGUGGUUAACCCCCCUUCCCUUUGUUAUCAUGUGGCAUUCACAUUUUUGUCUUUCAACUGAUGCAAGAAGUGUUUGAAAAUCACCAGUAUGUUUCCUUUCUGUACAGCUUCCAACUUUUGGCUUUGGUUCUGCUUUUAAGUAUGCCUUCUUGGAAAAGGGAUAAAUAUGUCCCCCACAGGGUUUUAUGUUCCUUAAGCAAAAGCUAACUCUGCUUUGCCUGGUAGGAUUAAGAUGACAUCUGGUGGACUUCUGCACAUGUAAAUCAAAUGCAAAUAAAAAUGACUUUACAUUUUCUAGUUCUUAAAUAUUGUCUCUUCUAAUAAUAUUUCGAAGCAAUAUUUGUUAAUGGCGGGUGGUGUUUGUUUUGGGUUUUUUAAUUUUCUGGUGCUCUGUGGCGCUGCUGCUUUUUUAGUUUCUAUCAAGCAAGAUUAUUUGAUAUAUCUGGGCAACAGUGUGAGCAGUCAGCUCCAUAUGGAAAUGCUUGACCUGGCCAUUGCCUUCUGCAUGGUUUAUCCAACAUCAUGUGAUUUAUCUGGAUACUUGAAGUCCUCAAACAAAAACACAGGUAUUACACAAAAUGAAGAGCAUAGAUACCAUGUUUUUUUAAAAAGCUAAUGAACACAACUUUGUCAUAAGUUGGAAAUUUUUCCAACCAGUCAUUUUAAGAUGUACCCUCUUUCUUCUGUUCUCUCGCUUCCUGUCCCUAGUCGAAUAGCUAUAGCUCAUUUGACCUCAUUGAAAUUGCAGGUUUAAGAGCCCAGCUUAAGCCAUUUGAACAUGUCUGCUUUGGGUAUCCAUCCUGAUUUUUUGUCUUGUAAUAGUUGAGUGUUUUCGACACUGAGCACUAGUGGUAAAGAACCCAUAUCAGAAGUCAAAUAGUUUGUAAUUUAAACUAAACUAAGGCACCAGCAUGUUAGCUCUUGAAUCCCAUUUGUAUCUGAGCAAAUAUAAAACACUUUUUUUCUAUCUUGUGUUUCCAGAUUCCUAAAUUUGCUAAGGGAUUCCAUUUGCACUUUAAUGGAGGACUUCAAGCUGUCCUCAUAGAAUAUUGCAUGAGAAUGUGUUAAUUGAUGUGCCAAGGGAAUAAAGAAUUUUCUAAAUAGGUAGGGCAGAAAUAUUGGAUGGCCAUUGACCCAAGUUACUAUUUCCUCUGUAUUUUGGCUCCUUCCACACUUGUUAUACUAACAGGAAAGGCAAAACUCAAAUAUCCUUGGUGUAUCUUGGAAUAAAAGACUAAGUUGAAGUUUCUCUUAGCCGAAUAAGCAGCUGUUGCAUGGUGUGCAGUUAUUCACAGGACACCCAGCUCUGUCUCCUGCACACUGUGCCUAAACAGAAAAGUUGUGUAACCCCUCCCCUUCCCUUGUUCUGCAGCUCCCUUGUUUUACUGAAUCUUGAGGAAAGAAGGUCUGGUGGGUUGGCCCAUUUGUCCUUGUCCUUAACAUCUGCACAUUGUUCAAAUCGCCGUGGUGGGGCUCUUGAAACACAAGCCAUUUUCAGGUGUCUCCUAAACCAUUCCACAUAAGCUAUCCCCUUACUAAGUGAAAAAGCUCUGUUUUGUGCUGUGUGCCCCUACCCCCGGUGCCCCUGUCCUCUUCCCUGCAAAGCGGGGUAGUGGCAGUGGUGGUUAAGAUUCUACGCAGCAUUCUUUCCAGAGUCACUGCCCAAACUGCACAAAUGCAGCUGCCUGGCAUUGAUCAAGAAGCAAAAUACCUUGGUGGGGGUGCAGUUGUAUCUUUUGCAAGGGUGCAGCUAACAGGCCAACUUUUACAUGAUGCCUCAAAGUACCUAAAAUGAAACUGAAUCUGUCGGAUGUACUGUAUCCUUAGGGGUGAGAAGUGAAAUUUGGAAUAGCAAACAUGCAACUAGAACAAUGACCUGUUAACUUUGUAAGCUUAAAAAUAAACAUCAUUUUUUUCUGAUUUCAGUCAUUCUUAUUUUGUAAGAUGACCCUACAGUCCACCUGUUUGUAACUUUUUUAAUAAAAUAGAUAUCUGUAUUACCAAA